GCUUCAGGGGUCGCACAGUGCUUGGCAUACAUAGGAGCAGAGGGGCUUGGAGACGGGCACGUUGGGGAGGCAGGAGGAUAGAGCGGGUCUGAGACUGGGGCACGGGACCCCGUGUGCCCUAGGGCCCUAUGGAAGCUGAAGCUGGGCAGGCUCCGGAGACCCGGAUCGUUGGGGCUCAGAUCACCACUGGCGUCACAAGCCACACUGGGAGCAGCACAUCGACAUGUUCGAAGUGCACACCGCUUUACCGUGUCCACGGAGAAGGACAGGGCUCCCUUUGAUCCUAUCUUGUCUGCUGCCUGGGGUGGACACUGACACUCUUGCCUGUGGCGCUGGCCCAUGCCUGGGGGACCGGGACUCACCUUUCAAGGGGGGUGUGGGGACAGGGAAUUAGGGAUCUAGGUUCAGGGCGCUCCAGUCCAGGCAAGUGUAUAGCGAGACGAUGCUGGACGCCCUCCGGCCGCCUGGAUUCUUCGAAGGCGGGUGGAAAAUCCAAGAAGCAUCGGAGAGCCUCGGAACAGCCUUCAGAGCCGGUCCAGGGGUACUGCUCAGCCAGGAGGGGGGCGUGACCUUCCCUUUUCGCCCCUGCGUGGCAGAGGCGGAAGUCUAUUUUGUAGAGGCGGAAGUCCUCCAGGAAGCCCCACGCAGGGGUGGGGGCGGUCUCGCGCCUGCGCUGUACGUAGUCGCCGGGAGGCGGAGUCGCGCAGGCGCUUCGGGUCGUAGGCCGUGUUGUUCCUGGCGGCGCUUCCAGCCUCCUGGAGGAGAGUUACGUCCUGAAGGACCCGUUCACCUCAGACAAGGACAGGUUCCUGGUCCUCGGCUCCAAGUGCAGUGUGUGCAGCCGGCUGGUGUGCGUGGGCCCGGUGGGAAUGCAGUUUAUUCUACUCCAAGAGGUUUUGCCUCCCCUGUGUCCAGGAGAACAUGGACGCCUUCCCUCAGGAAAUCCGGCAAGACUUGGAGAAAAGGAAAGCUCCAUCAAAGAGGCCGGCCAGCCAGCCUGGCUCUCGGACAUGAGUGCAGCCUGAUGCCAGGUUGGCAAGAGCGCCUUGCACAGAGCUCUGGGGCCGAGCUGGGAGCCGUCGUGCCCAGCCUUGUGUCGGGACAGGCAGGAGCAGUGUGUGCAACUGGAGUGAGCUGGGGCCCAGCCUGCCCCAGGAAGGUGACUGGGAGACGCAGAGAAGGCACUCAAAAGGCAGACCUUGGACCAGACAUCCCCCAGACCCGACCCCAUCCAGAGCCCUCUCGAUGCUGAGACCGCAGGGCAGGAACUGAGGAAUGGCUCAGAACUGGCACAAAGGGAGGCCAGGGCUGGGCCUGCUGGCCCUUUGGCUCUCCUCCCAGACCUGAGGGCUCUGGGCCUGCCUGCAGGGUCAUCCCCUGGCUCCUGCUUACAGGCGACAGACCUGGAGGGGCCUUUAUGCCCUUCGCAUGAUUUCGUCAGAUCCAGGAGUUGCCUCCAGGUAAUAUGCUGCUCUGCCUGGCCGAGGACACAGGAGUGAAGGGACAAAGCCCACUGCCCUGGUCCAGUAGGGGGAGGCCCCUCUGGUCACACUGGGGGGUUGUGCUGUCCGUGCUCAUGCAGAGGCAGGACAGCUGGGUGGGGACUCUUGCUUUCUCCAUCCAAGGAAGUGAGUGUUCAUGCAGGGAAGACCUCACUCAGUCAGAUGGUUCACAGGGAAGUGACCUGUGGGAAGGUGCCUGAGGUGUGUGGGGGAGCUGCAGAUGCAACUGGGGGUCCAGGGGCGGUGGAGUUUCACUUCACAUCCUCGUGUGAAUCUUGUUUUAAAUCUUUAAUCUUUAAAACCUCGUUUUAAAUCUUGACCACACGUUAGAUCCGUAAUUAAAAACCCAGAGAGCCAGUUAAUGUUUUGAAAAGUAAUCCUUCCCCAGAAACAUUUGCGAGGCAGAUGUCCUCCUUGGCACUCUGGAUCUGGCGUGGGUCGGGGGCUGGGGUGUUGCCACAUGAAGCCUCUUCUGUCCUGUCUGUCCCGCAGGCUCUGGCUCUGGCCCCAGGCCCAGUCCCAUUCCAAGGCAGAGCAAUGCCUUCCCCUGCCUUCCCUUCGCUCACACAGAGGCUCACAACUUGAGGUGCUGGCUUGCCCCUCUCCACAGGGGACCCCGCAUCAGCUCUGCAGGCUCCUGUAGGCGGCCCCAGGGCACUCAUCCCCCCACAGAUACUCCUGCCCUGUGGCCUCCACCUUCGCCAUGGGGGACACACUGAAGGGUGCAUUUGGCUCUGCUGGCUCUCAGAGGGCCGGAGCUGUUCUAUCUUUGCCCGUAACUGUUCUAUCUUUGCCUGUAACUGCCUGAAGGUCCGCUGACGCUGUCCUGGGGGGCGCCAGACAUGGGUUUGAGAAGAGAAUGAAUAAAGAGCUUUUAUUGGC
Molecule: messenger RNA, 2384 nt
Organism: Lutra lutra (Eurasian river otter)
Lineage: Eukaryota; Metazoa; Chordata; Mammalia; Carnivora; Mustelidae
Gene: CDPF1
Product: cysteine rich DPF motif domain containing 1
Exons: 3
Coding region: 443-1252 (269 amino acids)
Source: RefSeq, a predicted model, not a curated record